Molecule: messenger RNA, 384 nt
Organism: Mesitornis unicolor (brown roatelo)
Lineage: Eukaryota; Metazoa; Chordata; Aves; Mesitornithiformes; Mesitornithidae
Product: cytohesin-3-like
Exons: 4
Source: RefSeq, a predicted model, not a curated record
AUUGUAGGGGGAAGAGUGAAAACGUGGAAACGGAGAUGGUUUAUUCUGACUGAUAACUGCCUGUAUUACUUUGAAUACACAACAGACAAAGAACCUAGAGGAAUUAUUCCGUUAGAAAAUCUUAGCAUAAGAGAAGUUGAAGACCCUAGAAAACCAAACUGCUUUGAGCUCUAUAACCCCAGUCAUAAAGGUCAAGUAAUUAAAGCGUGUAAAACUGAAGCUGAUGGCAGAGUGGUGGAAGGCAACCAUGUAGUGUACAGGAUAUCUGCUCCCACCCCAGAAGAAAAGGAAGAGUGGAUUAAAUCUAUCAAAGCAAGUAUCAGCAGGGAUCCCUUUUACGAUAUGCUGGCAACAAGGAAACGAAGAAUUGCAAAUAAGAAAUAG